Rhododendron vialii is the source of this 1423-nucleotide messenger RNA. RefSeq names its product probable 6-phosphogluconolactonase 4, chloroplastic. The transcript is spliced from 3 exons. The record is from RefSeq and is a predicted model, not a curated record. The coding region runs from base 104 to 1174 and encodes 356 amino acids. Gene Ontology annotation, molecular function: 6-phosphogluconolactonase activity. Gene Ontology annotation, biological process: carbohydrate metabolic process; pentose-phosphate shunt. Lineage: Eukaryota; Viridiplantae; Streptophyta; Magnoliopsida; Ericales; Ericaceae.
GGAUUGGAGAUGCUUAUAAAAGCAGGAAGGUUACGAAGCGCGCCGACAUGUCAACCGACCCACCACUUCCUUCCUCUGUGGACUUCCGCUUUAAGGAGUGAGCAUGGCCUCCUCGUCUUGCACUUUCACUGCUACACUGCGCCCAUCGCUCACUCCUCCUCCUGCCCUCCAUCGUUCUCCGCCGACCUUACAAUCGGUCGUAUCCAACCCUCUUGCUUGCUCUCUUAGAUUGAAAACGGCCUCAAGAAUCGGCGUGAAUCGCGAGAAACCCGAGUACAGAACGAGCUCAGCAGGGCAUGUGAUAACGACCGAGAAAGCCAAGGGAAAGGUGCGGGUGCUCGAUUCCGAGGAUUAUCUGGCGGUUUCUCUGGCGGAAUACACCGCCCAUCUGUCGGAUAAGUUCGCCAAACAGAGAGGCGCUUUCACCGUUGUUUUAUCCGGAGGUUCUCUCAUCAAGUCACUCAGGAAGUUGGUGGAAGCUCCGUACAUUGAUACGGUGGAGUGGUCGAAAUGGCAUGUGUUUUGGGUGGAUGAGAGAGUGGUUCCUAAGGAUCAUGCAGAUAGCAAUUAUAAGCUCGCCUACGACGGUUUCCUAUCCAAGGUACCAAUCCCACCUGGCAACAUCUACUCGAUCAAUGAUGCACUAUCACCAGAGGGUGCAGCUGAUGACUACGAGACCUGUCUCAAACAUUUGGUUAAGACAAACAUAAUAGACGUCUCUCAGGCAACUGGGCUUCCAAAAUUCGACCUCAUGCUACUGGGUAUGGGUCCCGAUGGGCACGUGGCUUCUCUAUUCCCCAGGCAUCCGCUUGUUCGAGCAGACAAGCAGUGGGUGGCGUUCAUCAAGGACUCGCCAAAACCACCUCCUGAGAGGAUUACUUUCACUUUUCCGGUAAUCAACUCAUCUGUGAAUGUUGCGCUUGUAGCAUCAGGAGCUGGUAAAGCCAAGGUAGUUAAUGAGGCACUGGGUGGUGAUGAUCUGAGUUUGGAUGCACGGCGUAUUGAGAUGAUCAAAGCUGGUAAACCCUAUGUAGUUAAUGUUGUGCCGAGUGCUGAUCAGAGUUCGGAUUUGCUGCCGGUUGAGAUGGUUUCAGCCGAAGGGGAGCUGACAUGGUUUCUGGACAGCGAAGCGGCUUCGGACCUGUUAACAUGUUCCUAUUGGAUGUUUGAUUAGUGUCAUUUGUGCUCUAUUUUUUCGUGUUAAUGCCAGGAAAGGAUUGGGUUUUUGUUUUUCCGAGUGGGAGUUGGGUUUAGACUUUAGAGUAGUCCGUUGAUAUAGAGAUUGGAAUGGAAAACAAACGGAUUUAGUGGGGUCUUUAGCUCCAUUUUCCUACCCCCUAAACUGCUCAACACUGUAAUUUUGGGAUCAUCGUUCUUUAGUUUAAGUCAUUUAUGGCAUUCCGGAUUUCCUUUGUCUCGAGUC